Messenger RNA from Triticum dicoccoides, 1740 nucleotides. RefSeq names its product bystin-like. The transcript is spliced from 10 exons. Gene Ontology annotation, biological process: rRNA processing. Gene Ontology annotation, cellular component: cytoplasm; nucleolus; preribosome, small subunit precursor. Bases 81 to 1472 code for a protein of 463 amino acids. The record is from RefSeq and is a predicted model, not a curated record. NCBI's taxonomy places the organism in Eukaryota, Viridiplantae, Streptophyta, Magnoliopsida, Poales, Poaceae. Gene Ontology annotation, molecular function: snoRNA binding.
UAGGGUUUUACCACGCAGCCACCGCCGUCUCCCUCCGUCCCCCGCCGCCCCGCCGACCACCGAGGCCCGAGCCAGCGGCCAUGGCCGGGAAGAAGCGCAAGUCCGCCGAGAAGCAGCCCAAGGGCAGCCGCCUUCCGCUCGGCGCCGACGCCGACGCGGUGGCCGACGCCGGCAAGCGCCGCCGCUCCGGCGCCGCCAAGCGCCACCAGGCCGAGGAGGAGGAGUCCGUGCCCUCCUCCAUCAGCGCCAAGAUCCUCCGCGAGGCCCUCAAGCAGCAGCAGGAGGAGGGCCUCGCCGACUCCCGCGACCUCGUCGCCGCCGCCGCCACACCAGCCGCCGCAGCUGUUUCCGCCCCGUCCACGUCCUUGCCGUUCCCCGUCCCUGCUGCCGACGGCGACGAUGACGACGAGGACGUCGACGAGUUCGACGGCUUCGACGCCCUGAGCGAGUACGACGGCGGCGUGCCGGAGAUCGACGAGGAGGACGAGAAGGCCCUCGCCGCAUUCAUGUCCAAGGACACCUCCUCCAAGCGAUCGCUUGGUGAUAUCAUCCUCCAGAAGAUCAGGGAGAAGGACGCCACUGUCUCAACAGAAGGACGGCCUGCUGUCAAGUUGGACAGCCGAAUUAUUGAACUCUAUAAAGAGGUUGGCCAGCUCUUGAGCCGAUACACCAGUGGCAAGAUUCCCAAAGCAUUCAAGCGUAUCCCAUCGUUGGAAUGCUGGGCAGAUGUGCUGCAGUUAACUGAGCCUCAGAACUGGUCUCCUAACGCAGUGUACCAAGCAACACGGCUCUUCUCUUCAAACAUGAACGCGAAGAACGCCGUGCGGUUCUACGAAGCUAUUCUGCUGCCGCGUCUUCGCCAUGACAUAAAAACUAACAAGAGGCUCCAUUUUGCACUUUAUCAGUCUAUGAAAAAAUCCCUCUACAAGCCUGCUGCCUUUUUCAAAGGAAUUUUGCUGCCACUCUGUCAGGAAGGAAAUUGCACUCUGCGUGAAGCAGUAAUUAUUGGUAGUAUUAUCCAGAAAGUCACCAUUCCUCCACUCCAUGCGAGCGCGGCAUUAAUGAAACUAGCAGAUUUGGAGUACUGUGGCACCACUAGUUACUUUAUCAAGCUGUUUCUGGAUAAGAAAUAUGCUUUGCCGUACCGUGUACUUGAUGCUGUUUUUGCCCAUUUCAUGCGGUUUCUUGACGAUGAGAGGAGCAUGCCUGUUAUAUGGCACCAGUCACUGCUCGCCUUUGUGGAAAGAUACAAGAAUGAGUUGGAGAAGAAAGACAAGGAGCAACUCUUGCGCUUGUUAGAUAACCAGAAGCAUUAUUUGGUGACUCCAGAAAUUCGCAGGGAGCUCCGGAGCAGCGCCAACAGGGGAGAAAAGCCAACCGAUAUGUCGAUAUGCUCACCUGUUUCCGUGAUCACCAAGCCGAUUGAAGAGGACAGGUGGAAUGUUCCAGAAGUGCCCAUGGAGGAGGAUUAAUUGCCGCGGCGAGCGCCAUUGUUUGUUUGCUGUGUGGACUUCAUCGGCGCUUCAGUUUUUGAUCAUAGAGUGUUUUUGCUGUGUGUACCUUCUUUUUUUGCUGUUGAGGAGAGAUAUAUAUACCCUGGUUUGUAAGAACAAAAGAGUUGAGAUUGAAUUUCAACAUGUAUUCAUGGUUCCUGAAUCUGGCAUAGUGUAGAUGAAGGACGUGAACAACGCAAACAGAACUUUGGGUAUCAUUGGAACACAACACAAUUUUCUGACACUA